AUGCUGCUACGAACUAGUUUUUACGAUCGAACAACAUCCGUGUGGGAGGAAAUAUGGAGUGAUCAUUUACAUCAUGGAUAUUAUACAAAAACGACCAAAAAUAAUUAUGAAGCGCAAGUGGAAAUGAUUGAACAAUUAUUAAAAUUUAAUGUUGGAUGUGGAAUUGGUGGAAGUUCAAUGUAUAUAACACAACACUAUCUGGGUGUUCAAUGUUAUGGAAUAACCAUUAGUUCAAAACAAGUUCAAACUGCCAUUAAUAAUGCACAAAAGAUGAAACUGACUGAUACAUGUGAAUUUCAACUAGCAAAUGCUUUAUCAUUACCAUUUCCAAAUGAAAUAUUUGAUAUUGUUUACUCAAUGGAAAGUGGCGAACAUAUACCAGAUAAACGAAAGUUUAUGAGCCAAAUGAACUAUGUUCUGAAAUCCGGUGGGGAUUUAUUCAUGAUGGCAACAUGGUGUCAUAGAACAGUUUAA
This is a messenger RNA of Didymodactylos carnosus, 474 nucleotides long. Lineage: Eukaryota; Metazoa; Rotifera; Eurotatoria; Philodinida; Philodinidae. The record is from the annotation of a GenBank genome assembly.